AUGUUCGCUCUUCUUUCUUACGCUACAAAUCUUUCGAUAAUCUAUACCGUUCUCACUCUAUCUCUCUACAUGCUCUCUCCUAUUGUUCCCCUCGCGGGUUUCUUCGCUCGUCUCCUCGCCGGUUAUAUUUCCCUCGUCCUCUGCGCUUGUUAUGGAGUCUUCAUAUCUAUUCUCCUACGUCUCGUAGGAAAUUAUCGCAUAUCGCAAUGGGCCGUCGCUCGCGCGUUCAAAUGGACAAUGUGGUUAACUACCGGCGUAACAUUUGUCGUCGAAGAUCCGCACAAUUAUCUCGGUUCAACACGCCCCGCAGUCUUGAUCGGAAAUCAUCAAACCGAACUCGACGUACUCAUGUUGGGCUGUGUAUUCCCUCGAUACUGUUCCGUUACCGCGAAGAAGAGUUUGAAGAAUGUGCCGUUCCUGGGCUGGUUUAUGAGUUUGAGUGGAACGGUAUUUAUUGAUCGGGGUAAUGCGAAAGAUGCGCGACAGGCUAUGGCGGGUGCAGCAAAGGAAAUUAGGGAGGAAAAACAAAAUGUUUACAUGUUUCCGGAAGGAACGAGAAGUUAUGCAAAGGAUCCAACUUUGUUGCCUUUUAAGAAAGGAGCUUUUCAUUUGGCGGUUCAAGCGGGUGUGCCGAUUAUACCGGUCGUGGUCGCUUGUUACAGUAAUGUUUUGCACGUUCAGAGCUGGCACUUCAAAUCGGGGAGGAUACCGGUUAAAGUUCUGAAACCAAUCGAGACGAAAAAUCUCACUUCUGCGGACGUCGAGGAUUUGGCGAGAGAUACGAGGGACUUAAUGUUGAGGGAGUUGGUAGCUUUGACUUCAAAGACAGAGGGAAAGCCGAUAGCUAUGCCGGCACAAAAUGCGGAUGGAGUUGUGAAAGCUAGUGGAAGGGAGCCGCAAGUGGAACAUCAUAUACUAUGA
Molecule: messenger RNA, 921 nt
Organism: Botrytis byssoidea
Lineage: Eukaryota; Fungi; Ascomycota; Leotiomycetes; Helotiales; Sclerotiniaceae
Exons: 2
Coding region: 1-921 (306 amino acids)
Biological process (GO): phosphatidic acid biosynthetic process
Cellular component (GO): membrane; endoplasmic reticulum
Molecular function (GO): 1-acylglycerol-3-phosphate O-acyltransferase activity
Source: RefSeq, a predicted model, not a curated record